AUGUCAGCAUCGAAACUAGCAUUGAAAGGUUCUUCCAAAAUAGUUUCGGAUUAUUUUGAAUUUGCCAUUAAUAGUAUCCUUUUCCAACGAGGCAUCUAUCCCGCUGAGGAUUUCGUCACAGUACGCAAGUAUGAUCUACCGAUGCUCAUCAAUAAUGACGAUGAUGUCAAACGGUAUAUCUCAAAUAUCAUGCAACAGCUCAAGAAAUGGAUCUAUGGCCGCAAAAUUACAAAGUUGAUCGUUGUAAUCUUAUCCAAAAGCACGGGCGAUAAUAUAGAGCGGUGGGAGUUUGAUAUUGAUGCCAACUUGGAGGGCGAGAGUGAAGAAAAUGGAGGGAGAGAGCAACACCAACUGCAACAAGACCAAGAACAAAAACAAAAACAAAAACAAGAACAAAACCAAGAACAAAAACAAGAAACACCACAGAAUUUGGCUAAUGGAGGAACCGGUAAAGGUAAAGAAAAGCUUAAAAAGAGUAAAGAAGAGAUCCAGAAGGAGAUCCGUGCCAUAAUCCGCCAAAUCACGUCGUCGGUGAGCUAUUUACCUGUAUUACACGAUGAUGACUAUACCUUUAAUGUCUUAGUGUAUACUGAUCCGGAAACAAGUAUACCAAUACAAUGGUGCGAUACACAUGGAGAUGGACGCAUACUAGAAGGUGAAAAUGUUGAUCAAAUCGAGUUUGCAAGUUUUAGUACCGAUAAGCAUAAAGUGAAGACAUCAGUGAGUUACAAAUAUGAGUAG
Molecule: messenger RNA, 741 nt
Organism: Lodderomyces elongisporus
Lineage: Eukaryota; Fungi; Ascomycota; Pichiomycetes; Serinales; Debaryomycetaceae
Gene: MAD2
Product: spindle checkpoint protein
Exons: 1
Coding region: 1-741 (246 amino acids)
Biological process (GO): mitotic spindle assembly checkpoint signaling
Cellular component (GO): kinetochore; nucleoplasm; cytoplasm
Source: RefSeq, a predicted model, not a curated record